CCAUCGCCAGCCGUGAAUCGCUUUCGACACCGCAACAUCAAACUGCUUAUCUCCAUUGGACGUUCGUGACUAGUUCUUGCAUGGCGAGCUUCUGGGGCCACGUGCGAGUCACCCUAACUUGGCUGCUUCCGGUGUCCCUGGCAGCCGUGAUGGUGGUGCUGGUGGUGUUGUACGCGAUCAGAGAAGUUCCCCGUGUUGAACGGCAGCCACGCUUUAUUUCUACAUCCCCCAUGGGCGUCUACCACACCUGGGCGGCUAUCACUGGCGCCGAAUAUUGCGCAGGAACACCCAGGCGCAUUCUGGAGAUGAACGGGACCAUCGCAGACGUAACGGUGGCGAGCCAGUUGUGCCAGAGCGUGAUGAACCCGCACCAGUGCGGCCUUGGUGGUGGCUUCAUCUCCGUCUACUACAACCACGCCACUCGGAAAGCAAAGGCCUUCAAUGCACGCGAGUGGGCACCCUCAGCAGCCUGGUCCAACAUGUUUCUGGCUAACAGCACUCUCUCAUCUUACGGCUUUCUUGCAGCAGCGGUGCCAGGAGAGCUGAUGGGCUACCGAAGUAUGCUGGACAGUAUUGGCUCACGUGUUCCAUGGGCUGAACUGUUCAAGGACGCCGAAGCACUUGCACGCAACGGAUUUCCAGUCUACGCCGACUUGGAACGCUUACUCAAGCAGAAUGAAAAGGUCAUCACCGCUGACGAGGCACUGUGUGAGGUAUUCUGCAGCCGAUUGUACCCCCAGAACAAGACGACCAUGGUCAUCAACGAGACCCUCCGGAUGCCAGCACUGGCUGAUACCUUGGCUACCAUUGCACGGGAAGGCCAUCAAGCCUUUUAUGGCGGCUCCGUGGGCAAGAUGUUAUCUGAUGAUAUACGAAGAAAGGGUGGUCUGAUCACGCUCCAGGACCUUAGGUCUUACACCGUCAAGGUCGACGACGCAUUGCGUCGAGUACUCCAUGACAACGUGACCGUCCUGGCGCCACCACCUCCUGCCGGAGGCAUCUUGACAGCGUUCAUGCUCGCGGUGAUGGACAGCUACCGAAAUCCCGAGGCACCCACGGUAAAGAGCUUGCCCGACAACGACGAGACCUUCCACCGGCUCGUCGAGGUCACCAAGUUCGCCUUCGCCGGGCGUAUGGAAAUUGGAGACCCAGAGCAUAUCGAUAUUUCGGCCGUGGUGAAAAACAUCUCCUCUUCCUCGUUCCUCUCUGAGGUGCGCUCGAGGAUCAAACAAUACCCGGUAAGCGACUACCGCUACUACGGGCUGCGCUUCCAAGGCAGAGAGAGCCAUAGCUCGUGUCAGUUUGUCGUCAUCAUGCCGGACGGCGACGCGCUGGCUCAGAUGAGCUCCCUCAACAGAGAGUAA
Molecule: messenger RNA, 1364 nt
Organism: Dermacentor albipictus
Lineage: Eukaryota; Metazoa; Arthropoda; Arachnida; Ixodida; Ixodidae
Source: RefSeq, a predicted model, not a curated record